CACAGUCAUAUUAGCCUGAUGAUGAUACUGUGAAGUAUCGAAAGCUCGCUUCUUGUGUAAAAUGAUUUUACAAAAAUGUUUUUCAAUUAUUUUAAAUAUACUUAGUUUUAUAAGAAACGUAAAAAAGUCAAAGAAUGUCAAUAUAACAGGGAUAUAUACAAUAUUUGAAUUACUCAUAAAAGUAACAAUAAUGUGACACUCCUACUCAGAUCCAAAAGAUGAAAUUGGGAAAAAAUUAGAACACAACAAUGUUUUGAUACCAAAUGGUUAAUUAUACCUUUUUUAACUAUAUCGUAUUAUCUCUGUAUUCAUAUAUUUUUCUAAUAAAUUAAAAUAUAUUUAUAAUAAUAUAAAUUAUUUGUUAUUAAUUUAUGAGUUAUAUUCAUAUAAAAACAAAUAAAGAAAAUGAAUAUUGUAUCGUAGAAAUUAUCCACUUGAGAUUUAGUUUUGAUUUUUGAAUUUUGAUACAACAUAUGUUCAUACAUCCAAGAUAGAUACUGUCAAAAACAAGCUGUUUUAAGUAAGCAAAUUGUAAACAGAUAUGCCUUAUCGAGAGGACUCUGCUAUAUACACCGCUAUCAAAAAAUUUAUUUUAUCACAAAUAUGAAGAAAUAAUCAGCAAAAAGACAGAAAACGGUUUCACCCAAAUAAAAAUUUAGAGGCUUUGAAUUUUGCUUAUUACUUCGCACUGAAACGUUAUACAACAUUUCUGAUCACAUACUGUGAAAAAGACGUAGCUUAUCCAUUUUAGUCAUUUCUUUGUUUUAGUUUUAUGCACAAAAAGCAGAAGACGUUACCAAAUGGUGUGAACAAAUUAAUGAAGUUGCGGGCAAAGUACUGCCAAGCUUAAAUCAAGUACAUACAAUAAGUAAAACUGAAGAAAAAAAAAGUAUAACAACGACUAGUAGUUUUCUUGGCUUACUACCACCACCGUAUCCCAUGUCUGCUCUCAAUUCUACACCAUUAUUACAAACAUCAUAUUCGACGUCGAGAAUGCCGUCACUUUUAUCGUCGUCGUCGUCUAGUAACAUCAAUGCAAAUACUUAUACAACUGAUUCAUACAGUGCAACUCGUCCAAAUUCUGGUUAUGGAAUGACGACAUCGUCAACGUCAUCGUACACUAUUCCUACUCAAAAAAACUUUUAUCGCUCAAAUCCAUCACCAGUAGCUCCACCGUUUAAUUUUCUUCAUAAAACACGUGAAAAAGAAAAAUCUGAAUUAAGUUCAUUGAAUGAUAAAUUUGCUGAUUAUGUUGAAAAAGUACGAUAUUUAGAAGCACAGAAUAAGAAAGUUCACCUAGAAUCAUCCAUAUUGUCAGAUAAACAACAAUCAAGUUGCCAACAUAUCAAACAAAUGUUUGAAACAGAAUUGAAAGAAUUAAAACAAGCAGUUGAAAAAAUUUCAUCAGAAAAACAAAAUGCUCAAUAUGUUGCCAAAGAUAUUCAACAGACAAUACCACAAUUGAAACAAAAACUAUCUCAAACAUUUAAAGAAUCAGAUUCAUCUAAAUAUGAUACUGAAAAAGUUGAAAAACAAUUAUCGGGAAUUGAAGCCGAUGUAAACAUGUAUAAAAGACGAUUAAAUCAUCAAGAUGAUGAACAUUUAAGAUGGAAACAAUUAGCACAACAUAUACAACGAUUAGUAUUGCAAGCUAAAAAUGAAAUUCAAAAUGAGACUAUAAUAAAAACGAAAUGUGAACAACAAAAACAGCAGCUUAAAAUCGAUAUGAAAUCAUUGUACGAACAACAACAGCAACGAAUUAAUGAUCUAAAAUUAACCACAUUUGGAAAUUCAUCCUCAUCCAAUACUUUUUCAAAUAGUGGUAGUGAACGAGCACAAUUUUUUAAGUCAGAGUUAUCGAAUGCUAUUCGAAAAAUUCGUCAAGAAUAUGAACGUCAAAAUGACCUUCAACGACAAGAUCUACAUAAUCAAUUUAUGCUACAGUAUACUGAGAUAUCAAAACAAUAUCCGGAUAUACAAUCAAUAUUUCAAAGUGAACAUGAUCAAGAACGCGUUCGUCAAGAUGAAGAUAAAGUACGUUCAGAUGUUCAACGUGUUCGGCAUGAUAUUAUGAAUAUAAAACAAAAAAAUUCUGAACUAAAAAUUCGUUUACGCGAAGUACAAAUAAAAAUAGAUAUGAUUCAAGAUGAACGAAAACGUAUGGAUAGUAAACAAAAUGAUGAAUUGAAUGAAUUAAGAGAAAAACAAGAUCGUAUGAGUCAAGAAUUUGAUGAUGUUACAUUAAAACAGACAUCGUUAGAAAAAGAGAUAAAUACAUAUCGAGAUCUUUUAGAAGGUACAUUGAAAACAGUUGUUGAUCAAAUAACAGAUGAUUAUCAACAACAAGGAAAUAGUAAUCAAAAUGGACUAGGGAAACAACGUGGACAACGAUCAGCGAGUAUGGAUAGAAAUGGAGUAACAAAUCAAUAUUACAGAGGACCAUGGUCAUCGAAUAUGCUCUAUGGAAAUAAUACUAAUAAAUACGAAAUCGCACCAACUAUUGUCGCUCCAAUAGCAACAACAAUCACUGAUAAUACUUCCGUAAUGACGAAUGGUCUAACUACGAGUAAAAGUAUGGGUGAUUUAGCUUCAAGACAUCUACGGACUACCGAACAAUCCAAUUCGAGCGUAGAUAGCAAUGAAUCAUCGCCCAAUCGUACGUCAUCAGCGACAACAACAACGACCAUCCUUCAUACUCGCCGAAAUUAA
This is a messenger RNA of Didymodactylos carnosus, 2709 nucleotides long. The record is from the annotation of a GenBank genome assembly. Lineage: Eukaryota; Metazoa; Rotifera; Eurotatoria; Philodinida; Philodinidae.